This is a messenger RNA of Plectropomus leopardus (leopard coralgrouper), 573 nucleotides long. The record is from RefSeq and is a predicted model, not a curated record. Lineage: Eukaryota; Metazoa; Chordata; Actinopteri; Perciformes; Serranidae.
CUGUCGGAGAAAAGUGCAUGUGCAAGCAGAACUGAGAAAGUUCAUAGAGCCGGGGUGCAGGAUGUCCCGUUAAGGAGAAGAGGGAAAAAAAUCCUGCAGAGGAGCAGAAGCAACACAAGCUGACGGGGUGAAAGGAGUGCAACUCAGAGCGAACGGCAUUCACCGCACCGAAGAUAUCAUUUAACUGAGCAAAAUGGGCUUUCCGACGAUAUUUAGUUGUCGUCGGAUUCUUCUGAAAGUGUUUUUGGUUCAGUUCAUCGCAUUUCAAGCAACUUAUGCUGCCCCUUCGCCUAUAAUCAGGUUUCCUGGAGACGAUACUCCCAAAACAGACAAAGAAGUUGCUCUGCACUAUCUGAAUAAGUUUUAUGGAUGCCCACAAGACAGAUGCAACCUUAUGGUGCUCAAGGACACCCUGAAGAAAAUGCAAAAGUUCUUCGCUCUGCAAGAAACUGGAGAGAUUGAUGCCAAGACGGUGGAUAUCAUGAAAAAGCCCCGCUGUGGCGUCCCAGAUGUGGCCAAUUACAACUUCUUCCACAGGAAACCCAUGUGGCAGAAGAAAGACAUCACUUACAG